This is a messenger RNA of Zerene cesonia (dogface butterfly), 3229 nucleotides long. Its product is annotated as cyclin-dependent kinase inhibitor 1-like. The record is from RefSeq and is a predicted model, not a curated record. Gene Ontology annotation, biological process: regulation of cell cycle. Gene Ontology annotation, molecular function: cyclin-dependent protein serine/threonine kinase inhibitor activity. The transcript is spliced from 2 exons. Gene Ontology annotation, cellular component: nucleus. Bases 254 to 823 code for a protein of 189 amino acids. NCBI's taxonomy places the organism in Eukaryota, Metazoa, Arthropoda, Insecta, Lepidoptera, Pieridae.
CCGCGACGCGUUGACCGUGCAGGGCAGGGAGCACACGCAAGCCGCGACGCAACUUACGCGCAGGCGCACAUCGACCUACAGUCGAAUUUUUGCCCUACGCGCGUGCGGACGUAUUCCUAAUCGCCGCGCGUCGUCGCGUCUUACGACUUGUUUACAAACCAUUACCCAAUUAGUAUUCUUAUUGGUGCGUGAUGAAACUCUAAUACGUGUGUAACAGAACUAAAUUGUUGUUGUUUGUUAGGCGAAAGCGUCGAUGCGAUCGGGGUGCGUCACUGUGUUUGGACCGAGCUUGAAGAUGUCUACGUUGAGUGUGAGGGCUCCCGGCCUACAGGCCACUACAGUGCUGGACGUUAGGUCGUUGAGAGUGCGCGGAUUGACCACUCUCAAUACGGUGCGAAGAAAUCUGUUCGGCUGCACGGACAGAGAGGAGAACCGGCGAUUCGCCGAGAGAGAACUAUCCCGCCAAUUGGAUUUGGACAGCCAGCGAUGGGGCUUCGACUUCGCAAAUGAAAAACCUCUACCGGGCACGCAGAGAUUCGCAUGGCAACUCGUUCCAGCUUCAGCCAUCCCGGCUGCGCUACGACGAGCGCCGAUCACCAUAACAGCACAGAAACCAAACACGCCAGCUAAAGAAACUAAUGUAUCCAGCCCGGACAGCAAUAAGACUCAAAAGAGAAUAACAGAUUUCCUGAAGCCCCGCAAGCGGCUGUCGAGCAACGGCAAGAAGUCUCCGGCGCACAAGCACAAGCCGGAGCUGCACGCGCACCUGCGGCCGCCCAAGGUGGCUCGGCUCGCGCAGGCGCACUACAAGCGCGCCAGCUAGGCGCCGCCCGCGUGUGCGCUCGCCUCUGGCAGCUGACCGGCGCGACCAGCGAGUUGAGCUCAAACCAAAGCGCUAACUUGUAUAUUAAGCGGAGCCGGGACCCGUCGGCUGUAAUCAUGUACGGUUCACUUGGAACGAUGAGAACGCGGCUGCGAAGCGUAAAUUGUGCAAAUUAAUUUUAUACCCCUUAAUUUAUUUUCGAUUUAUCGGCUUUCGCCGAGGAGAACAAUUAUAAUAAUGUUAAGUAAUUGUAAGAUAGUUUCAGACAUUAAUAUAUUGUAGUCCCCCGUCACAUCACAAGCGCUCCAGGGCGGGAGCGGAUCGCGUCUGAAUUCGUCUGAGCAAUAUAUUUAUAAUGUGACAAUUAAUUUUAAGUUUAAUAUGAUCUCUUUGACAAUAAUUUAAGUUAGUUUAGGGUAGGCUAGGUCGGUGUAAGUCUGGACUAAAUAAUGUCGAAUGAGAUAAAGAUUUGUUUAAGUAGGUACUCCAUUGCAAUAUUAACACAGUAGCGACGCCUCGGAUAUGCUUCCACACUCGUGUAGGAAUUAAAUUUUUACACCGCGUUGAAGUGUCUCUAAAGCUCUCUUUGAAGCGAUGCGCAGUUUUCUUGAAUUUUCCCUCGAAUAUAUUCGGAGAAAUUUCAAAAAUAACAUCGUUCAAUACACUAAGCAAUAGAAAAGUUUAGCUUAAGUGAAAUACAAAUACUCAAAGGUAUGUCUUGUUACGCAGUGUAACAGUUUUUUGCCAAUUUAAUUUAAAUGUUAGGGACACGGUUUAUUGCGAACAUUGAGUAUUUGUGUUUUCCGAUCCGAGCGAUCGAAUAUCAUAUUAGUCCAUUUGUUUUGUUGUUAUAUUUUAAUAAUGGUUUAUAUGUUUAUGAUUAUAUUGAUGAUUGUUUUUUCAAUAUUUAAUAUCUAAAGUUUUUCGAAUGUUUUGAUGUGAGCAUUUGCGUUGAAAUGUUUAUCAAAAUUGUAUGUUUCGGAGGCGGCGAGCUGCUCUUGAUAAAGUACAAAUUAUUCAUUUCUGUUUAGGAAAAGGGGCAGCGGGAUCCUUUAAAAGACACUCAUUUUCAUUAUACAUUAACUAUUUUCAUUUAACUUUAAUUAAUAUGUACAUGGUGUUUGUUUGUUGCGGGCGGCGUGUGGAGUCCAUACUGUCCGGUGAACACUGGGUUUUAAUAUACAUUGUAUCAAAUCAACGUAUUAUAUCAUUAAUAUUUAAUAAUAUAUUCUUAACCCCAUUAAAUAAUACAAUGGUAAAAUAAUUUAAAUUAAAAAUAACACAAUGAAAAUCCAAAAUACAGUUAUUAUGUUUAUAAUGAUUACAUUACGCAUGUUAUUUCUAAGAUUACAAGUCGAUUUGAAAAUAUGAAUUGUUAAUAAAAUCUUAAAUCAUUUUGUAUGAAACAAUAAAAGCAAAUUCCAGUAUUGUCCGGGUAUUGUAGACUACCCACAUUCGCUCGCAACAGAGCGUUCGGCCAGCGCAGGCGUCAGUAGCGGAUAGGUCUGACUAAAAUAAUGAAAUUUUUAAUGAACUUUGAACGUUUGACUAUUAAAGACACGAUUUAAAGUGCUGUUGAAACAUUAAUAUAUUUAUAAUCUAUGCGGUGUUCGUUUACAUUUUGACUUGAUUUGAAAUUUAUGAAUUGUGUUACGUAGCCCCUUGGGCAGAUGACUCGAAACGCCUAUAGUUGUAGUUUCAAAUAAUUGCCCAAGAACGGUGGAUCUUAGACAAGUAUUUGACAUCCCCUCGGUCAUCUGUUCGAGCGACUACAAUGAAAUAUUUAAUUAGAUUUUGUUUGAAUUGCGCCGAAAGCGAUGGGCUAUCAUGUGGUGACGAGGUAUCGUCGUGCGAACGCGUUAAUUUUAAUUUAAUUUCUCUAACACCUGUGAUGUAUUAAAUAUGAUCUCAGAACAUAAUCGUACUGUAUGCAAAUGUCAUAUUAUAUAUUUUGUUUAAAAUAGUGUUAGUUACUGGACUGGAUGUAGGCUUUGGUAACUACUCAACGCGUAUCCCUCGUUAUUGAGAAAUAAUUUAAUACAUCAAAUAAUGUUUAUAUUAAUAAUAAGUUUCGGUUCUCGUCGACUCACUUGUAAAUUGCACUGUAAAUUGUUGCACAAUGUGUAUUUAUUGAAUUGUUAGUCGGCGAGCGUUAAUGGGAUACAAGCAUACAUACAUACAAACACGUAAGCCGCAGAGGCAACUCGAUCUCGAGUCCACAAUAUAACAAUAGAUUAAGCAAUUGUCGCGCUAGAAGCGACCGCAGUCACAAGAGCAAACAAUGUUGUAUAUAUUCGGCAAAUGUUUUCUAAUAUACCUUUAUAGUGUAUCGAGUUCCAUAUUAUAUUAUUUUGUGUAAUGUGUAAAACUUAAAUUUAGUUUAAAAAAAGCUUACUUCAUACGGUA